AUGGGCCUUUUUAGUCGCAAGGACAAGAAGUCGGCAGCAGAUUCAGACAGAGGCCAUGGAUCAGAAGCUGGUUCCAUUCACAAGUCGCCAGCCAGCAAGCCCAUGAAUGGUAAUCCCUCGGCCACUGCUUCUCUGCCACACGUUCCGCUUCCCAGAGCCCCCGAUCCAACUCUCAAUCCCGCUGCCUACUUGCGCAGCAUCUAUGCCGUGCGCGAGAGAUCAAAGUAUGUGCUCGAGCUUGCUAAGCGCAACAAGACAAAGCACUUUGAUGUCGACAUGACCAAGUUCGCCGACACUGCACGCUUCGUUGUUUCAAUCAUUAACAGAGAUUACGCUCCCGACUACGCUUCAAUUCCCCCACAUGGCCGUUGGCAGCACUUCGAGAUUGGCGGCAGACCCAGAGUUGACCAGCUCAUGGCAACAUGGCCCAAGACGGUCAACGACCAGGAGCGCACCCGUAGACUCAUCGACCUCUUCCUCGUGUCUGUCUUGUUGGACGCUGGUGCAGGCACAAAAUGGACCUACAAGAGCAAGGAGUCGGGCAAGAUGUACAGACGCAGCGAAGGUCUCGCAGUUGCCAGUCUGGAGAUGUUCAAAGCUGGUGCAUUCAGCAGCAACCCCAAUGAGCCAUGUCAGGUCGACAGCGCUGGUUUGAAGAAGAUCAAUGCACAAUACCUAGCAAAGGGCCUGCAAGUCACAGAACACAACCCUCUUGCUGGUCUGGAAGGCAGAGCGACUCUCCUGGUCAAGCUUGGAGACGCUCUUCAGAACCAGGACAUCUUCGGCAUUGAGGCCAGACCUGGCUACCUUCUUGAUUACCUCCUCUCACAUCCUUCCACUCAAGCCUCAUCGGUACCCGUCGUCCCAUUGCCAACACUCUGGAAUGCUCUUGUUGAUGGUCUUGCCCCUAUCUGGCCUUCGACGCGCACUCAAGUGGAUGGUGUCCCAAUCGGCGAUGCAUGGCACUGUAAUGCAAUGCCCUCGGCGACGAACGCCCCGUGGGAGAAAAUCAUUCCUUUCCACAAGCUGACUCAAUGGCUCUGCUAUUCACUCAUGGUUCCUAUGACCAAGCUCAUGCACGUACACUUUGCUGGUACUGAGCUUCUUACUGGACUACCGGAAUACCGCAACGGCGGUCUUUUAAUCGACACUGGACUUCUUACCCUCAAGCCCGCAGACGCUAAGCGCGGUCUUGAGCAAUACCAGAUCAACGCCAUGAAGCAAGGACAACCCAACAUGGAGGUCGUGCCCAUGUUCAGCGUGGACGACGACGUAAUCGUGGAAUGGCGAGCAUUGACAGUCGGCUUCUUGGACGAGCUAUGCUUUGAAGUCAACUCUCAGCUUGGACUUGUAGGCAGCAAGAAGCUGAGUCUGGCACAGGUUCUCGAAGCUGGCACAUGGAAGGCCGGCAGAGAGAUCGCAGAGGUCUCGAGACCCAACACCAAGGAGCCGCCAAUCAUGAUUGUGUCCGACGGCACAGUCUUCUAA
This is a messenger RNA of Aureobasidium subglaciale EXF-2481, 1488 nucleotides long. RefSeq lists its product as uncharacterized. Lineage: Eukaryota; Fungi; Ascomycota; Dothideomycetes; Dothideales; Saccotheciaceae. The transcript has 4 exons. The record is from RefSeq and is a predicted model, not a curated record. The coding region runs from base 1 to 1488 and encodes 495 amino acids.